AAAAGGCUGAAAAUAAUGUUUUGCUCAUCAAGAAGUGAUGUGUUUUUUUAAGCAGAUUGCAUCUUGCACCCCAUAAGCAUUUGCCUCAUGACAGAAAUCAGCUGUGUAUUUCAACCUGGAUAUGCUCUUAGUAGGAAUCAUUGUGUGUGAUGAAAUAGUUGGAUGUUGAAGCCGCGUUUUUCCCCGUAACUUUCAGUAUGACUUAGCUUUAGAAUAAGGGAAGAGAAAGCAGCGUUGGGUUUAAUGCAAACUGGUUUGUGUCUUCCUGUGAAGAAUGUAUAGCAGGGCUUUGGAUGAUGAUAGCAGCAUGUGCCCACAUUGUUUCCAUUGGGCUCCAGGCAGGGCUGCCUCCAAUAGCCCCAAACCUGCCUUCUCCUACAAUUUCUAUUUAAAACUGCUACCCUUUGGGUUUAUUUUCAAAUGUUAAAUAAUUUUAAUGUUUGCAGAAUGGAAUGUUACCUGAAACGUUUAUUGGUUGCUUUUUUUUUUUUUUUUUUUUCCUUUUUAUAUAUAAAUGUCAGGAGCGUGAAAAAGGAAACUCAUCAGCAGAAGUUGCCAAUAAAAACAUCACUUGUCGGGUAGUUUUGGUGGUCUGUCCUCGUGCUGCUGCUGGGGAACGGCUCCGAGCAGCGCUGUGUGGGAAUGCAGGGGCCGCGGGGCUGAGGGCGGGCGGGCCGGCUUUCUUCUGAUGGCCGUUGUGCUUCGGGGGUGGAUCCGUUCACACUGCCACUGCACUGUUUAGAAGCCUCAACGCGUUUUUACCGCAUUUUAAGGACUCUGGGAGAGCAGACCUUGCACUUCAGGCCUCGCAGCAGCCAGGACCGAAAGCAAUUUUGCAACAAAGCGCGUUUUGGAGAGCGGUAAGGUACAGAGCCACACCUGCGGCGGCCUCAGGCAAAAUGGCGGCGGCCUCAGGCAAAAUGGCGGCGGCCUCAGGCAAAAUGGCGGCGGCAGCACGAGGGCUCCCCCUCAGCCAAUCAGACGCGGCGGCCGUUGAGCGCGUGGCGGGCCGUUGGCGGGCGGGCUCCGCUGUGAGGGCCGGGCCUGCAAGCGCGGGCUGCAGUCGGUGAUGAGGGGAAAGGGCGCUCUUGUACCGCACGAAUACCUUGAAGUUGGCUUGUUUUCGUGAAGGAGGUGGCCGUGGCUGCCUGCAGGAGAAGCUGCGUCGAUCGCUUCUAAGAAGGCCCCAUCUGCGCCAUGGAGCUGCAGGAGGACGAUGCUAAAAGCAAACAGCGCCUCAUGCACGGCUCCCUGCUCUGCCCUCGGCCCCGGGAAGCCCAGCAGAGCACCGGCAGGGGCCUUGCAGCGUUACCAGAGGAAAGCUUGCCUUACCUGAGUACGUCUUUAGAUGCUGAUAUCGACGUGUAUAACGCGAGAAUGAGAACCUGCAGUGCGGAGGUAGAUGACAGCCAGAAAGAAGCUGAUGUGCUGAGGAGGGCGUGUGGUGGUGGUACGCAGUGCAGCUGCGGGGUUUGUGGUGGUGGGAGUCCCGUCCAGGUGGGUGAAGAUUCACAGCUGGAGUACAUCAGUGCGAACGAAGAAGGCUUUGAUGAUGGGAAUAGCUCGAGCGAGCUUUCUGAGCAAAGGGAAGGUGUAGGAAUGGAAGCCCUAGUGGCGGUAGAUCCAGUUCAUGACGUUGCAGGUGGUGGAGCUGCAAAGGAACAAAAUCUUGCUGACUCUACUUCUGAGCGCUGCACAGCUGUGCCAGAGCUUCCCCAGCUGCUCCAGGACUCUCAGCCUGUUGGCAGUGGCAGGGCUUGUGGUGGUAAGGAGGAGCAGGCAGCAUCUCUCAGUGGUCUUGCUGGAAGUAUGUGUGAAAGUCAUGCAUAUGGGAAUAGAGAAAGGAGUUAUCCAAAUCUGCUUGUACAUGACCAUGCAGAGGUGGAAGAUGCUUCCUUACGUGAUGGCAUGCAGCCCAAACAGAACAACUGCAACUUAGUGGAGCAAGGAAGCCCUUUACUGUCAGCAAGGGAAAGGGCCCUAGCAACAGCCACACAGUUCUGCAAAAGUGCAGGGGACUCUGAUUUUUACAGUUGUGAGGAACCCUUCCUGUGCAUGUGUGGUGCCAGCUGUGCUUACUGCGCUUCAAAGGGGGAUGAGAAGCAGCGUCCAGUCCCUGCAGUUCUCACUAGCAAGGAUCUCUGUUCUGGGGAGGAAGCUUGCAGUGCAAAUACCACUGCCUCCCUCAACUUGGAGUGUUGUGAAAGCUUGGUAAAUGUGGUCAGUAAUUCUAAAGUUAACCAGGCUGUCGAUGCAAGUUCUGAUUUUAGAGUUUGCUUUACAACCAGCAGAAGUACCAGUGCUCGAGUUCCUCUCUUAUCCAGGGCAAUUAAUACAGAGAUGACAAUGAUGAACAAAUUCAGACAUGUGGGUUGGCUUGGAGAAACUUGUGCCAGUGUUGCUUGCAGUACAGACUGGCUGUCUGGAGCUGGUCCUACAGAGGAAAUGGGGUCACAGCUUGCUGAUGUGCACCAGGAUGGCAGUGCUGCUGCAGCAAAUGAAAGAAGUUCACAAGUCAAGGAACAGUGGGAAUCCAAAACUGAGUUGUGUAGCGACGGUUUAAAGAUAAAGGCUGACAGGCCAGCACACCUCAACAAAGAAACUGUGAAGGAUUCUGUGUCUGUCUGUCAGAAUCUACUGCAGAGAGCUAUUGAAGCAGAAUUGCAGGUUCUAAACGCUCACUAUCAGAUGUGCUAUCAACACUGCUUGAAGAUCUACAAACUGGCUUUGGAGGAAAAUGCAUGUUUUAGCAGAUACCAUGGAAAUACCUCUCCUAAUACUGAAUUAGGUUCCUCUGUCACAUCAGUUUUGGAAGAGCUAAAAAAGAACUACAGCAGUAUGAGAGCAAAAAUACAAAUGGGCACACCUUUGAGCGCACUCCCACCACUGUCAGUUGAGAUAAAGUUAUUGCCAAUUGUUUCUUCUUAUGUCCCAUGCAAGUUAUUCAGGGAGGAACUUUGCCAUGGUUCUGUUUCAGGCAUGAGAAAAGCAGGUUUUGAAGCUCCAACACUGCAAGAAAUCAGAACUCCAGUCAACGUGGGGAGUGCACAGACCACAAGUUUAACUGAUGGCCAGCAGCCCAGUGACUCUGCUUCUUCCAAGAUGUCCCAAGAGCAGCUUAAAGAGCAGGGCGUGCAGCACGGGUAUGUGAGAAAUAAAGAAUGGAAUGAAUGUUGGUUUGAUGCUAAGGAGGACUUCACAGGAACAGACUUUACAGUAGUAUCUGAAGAAGUGGGGAAGCACCAAGAGAAACAAGACACGGUUGGUUUGAGAGAAGCAAAGAUAACGGAGGGUGCAAAUGAGUGCUCCUUUGUUUGUGUUGGUGGCUUGAGUUCUUCGGUGUCAGAGGGUGAUCUGAGAUUGCAUUUCCAGAAGUACCAGAUCUCUGUCCUUCUGCUCUGUGCAGAUUCUGAUAACCACAGAUGCGCAGUUCUUGGCUUUAGAGACACCUCUGCAGCAAAGUUAGCAGUGGAAGAAAUGAACAGGACAAAAAUUAAAGGAAAACCAAUAAGUGUGGGACUUGUCAAUAAUCCAUCAGAGAACAGAUCUUCGGCUUCCCGAAUCCUUGGGAAGAAGCUUUGGGGUGAAGCUCUCUCUGUUGCUAGCAGUGCAAGCAGUGAUCAGAAUGAAACACUCCCAUCAGCCUCUGGUUCUGUGGGAGCACCUGGCACCUCCUCUGCUUCUCAGAAGGUGCCUCUCAUGCCCAGGGCUUCUUCACCAACUCCUUGCUCUACACAAGUGCCUUCAGAAGCAAAGUGCCCCAAAUCCUCUGCUGAAGACUCUGUACAUUUUCUCUUUGCAGUUAAUCAAAAGGAUACUGGAGAAAAUUCCCUGCCAAAAGCACCUGCUGCUCCUCUCUCCAGUAAUUCAUUAGAAGCCUUUAUGUCUCCUAACUCAUUGAACUUGAGCAGUUUUGCCAAAUUAAUGAAGAAACUUAAAGACAUUCAUCCAGAAGCUAGUAGAGACAAAAUUGUAGAUGCUCUGCUGAAGGUGAGGAAGAACAAUAAUGGUGUCCUGAGUGGUUUGUCCAUCAGUUCCAUUAUGCAGAGGACCUCUGAAAUCCUAAGGAAACCAACGCCUGCUGGUACAGGGAAAGGCAGUGUCAAUCAAACCGUGGUGGCAAACACUUCCCAAGGCCCGGCGCUGCGCUGCCAGGCGCUGCUGCUGGUUCAUCCUGAAGCUGCAGAGCGAUUCCCGAGGAGCCGCGGCUGGGCUGCAGGUGGAGCUGUGCGAACUCGCUUCAUUUCUGUUAGCACGAAACAAGCACGAAGGACGGGCACGAUCGCGCGGCAGCUCCCGGCGAGGCGGCAGCCGGGUUCCUCGCUGCUGGCCAUGGCCCUGCUGCCGCGCCGCUUCCUCUGCUUCGUGCUGGCCCAUCACUUCAUCGCGGCGACGGCGUGCCAUGAGGCAGAGUACGGCAGGCAGAUCCGCGAGCGCUGCCUCCGACCCUUCAAGCUCAGCAUGGAGGGCAUCGGGCAGCAGCUGUGGUGCGACUGGGAUGAAACCAUGGGCACCUACGGGGAGCUGACGAACUGCACGGUUGCGGUGGCUGAGAACCUCACUUGCUACUGGCCCAACCGCUUGGUGGAUGAGUUCUUCGUCGCCGUCCACAGCCACUACUUCAGGAACUGCUCCCCAUCCGGCCGGGCGCUGCGUGAUCCCCCCAACGGCAUCCUCUGCCCCUUCAUCCUGGUGCCCAUCCUCGUCACCCUGCUGAUGACCGCGCUGGUGGUGUGGCGAAGCAAACGCAGCGAGGGCAUCGUUUAGGGAUGGUUUUUAGGGGAGAGCCUGGCCAAGGAGCAUCCUGGGGUGCCGAGCCCCAUCGGUGCCGCUGCAUCAUCCCCUGCUGGCCCCUUCCCAGGCGGUGGCUUCCAAUUAAAUCCAUCGUUAACAACCUGGGGAUGCUGGUGGCAGUGAGGAUGCUGCUCGCUGGGUAAUGGGAGUGUGCUGCAGCUCUGCUCAGACCUUCCCUGCUUCCCUCCCAGCAGCCUACAGCAUCCACUGGGGGGAAAAAAGGAAAAAAUGGAAAAAUCGGGGGAAAAAAAACCAAGGCAGGGAUCUGUAUCCUGCCUGUGGUGCCAGCACAGCACUGGGACGUGCCGUAACCACAAGGACAAUGGGUCAGGGCACAGACUGGGUGAUAAAACCUUCACUUUUUAUCCUUUUUUUUUUUGUUGUUUUACCCUUUGUAUCAGCAGGAAAAGCACCUUCUCCCCCUGCCCACCUGCACACAGGCUCCGAUUACAGGUGGAGAGAUGGGUGAUGGUCACUGCUUCAUACUGGCAGGUGAUUCCAGUAGUGGCACUGAUGGCCUUGGAAGUACCCCAGGGUCAGUGAACAGUGGGAAUUAGGUGCUUUUCCUAAUUAAAUAAAUACAUGCAGAAGUAAAGCACAUGGCAGUCUUUGGUGCAUCUCCCCUCCAUGAAGUUGGGCUCCAGGUGGGUUGAGGGUCCCCAAACCCCCACCCUGCUGCCCCGCUGGGUGUCCCUGUGGGUCUCCUUUGGGGGCUCAGGGUAGGACUUCACCUCCAAACCAAGCCCAAAGGAGGGAGGCAUGGUGUGUAGGGGGGGAAUCUUCAGGUGAGAUGUGGAAGCUGAGGGGGGAAACAGAGCUAGGGGAUUACACUCAGCCCAUUGAAUGAGGAUUUCAGUGGGGAGGCUGCUGGAAUGGGGCACUUGCCAAGUGUGGGUCAAGAGCAGCCCCAAAGCACCCCUGCAGGCCUGCUGCCCCCUGCCACCUCACGGAGGGGUUCAGGUUCAUCCCUGGCACUAGUGAAAACUAAAUAUUUCCACCCUGCUUGUGUGUGCUUUCCUCCCUACCCUCCCUGACAUCACCUCUUUGGCAGUAAAGAUCUGCCACAGUCACCUCCUGCUUCAAGGAACGUGCUGCUCCACAUUUCAUUCCAAAUGCAUUAUCACAAAGGCUGCAUUAUCUAAAGACAAGGCUCUCCUGCCAGGUGCCAUCCACACAUCUCAUCUCCUCACUUUUCUGGGCCUCCAGUAACACCUGCAAGAGGGAAAUGUAGCCAGCAAGGCUGCUGCAACCCGCUGCAGCUGCCCUGUGCACACAGAGGAGGAGGGGACUGAGAGACCUGGCCACUGCACAACACAACAAGUGCUCCGUAUGAAACCACGCCAACAUUUAUUCCUGGGUUUAUGUAUGUAUAAAAGCUGCUGUGCAAUCCCCCCGAGGUCAGGGUGAGCAGUGGGAGCUGAGGGCAUCAGCAGAGGAUCAGAAAAGUGCCCACACACAGCAUGGAGCUGAGUGAUUGCUGAGGGUCGUGGUAACUGAUCCCCCCCGACUGCACCCCCAGCUGAAGGCAAAGGCAGAUUUCUUAAACCAAAAAAAUCUCCUUUUCAUUACUUUUUCACAGAAAUAUAUAUAUAUAUAAUAUAUAUAGGAUUUUACUAAUACUACACAAUCACUUAAGUUCCAGAUUAGCCUUAUAUUUCUUUUAACUACUUCACACGCACACAAAAAAAAAACCACCGUGGCCCAAACAGGAGCUGAAAACAGCACUGUAAAAAAUUCCAGACUUGUGACAAAAAAGGACUUACAUCAAACACCAUGGGAAUUUCAGUGCUGCAGCUCAGGACGUGUUGUGCAGAGCGCUCUGCCUCACUCCAGCAGCUCCUGGACAAAGCUCCUACGGUUCCUGCUCAUCAAAAGCAACAGGAUUGUGAUUUGGUUCACAGGAGACCAUUUUAUUGCCAACUUGAAGUGUUCCAAACCCACACCACCUGCUUGCUUUUGUCUUUUUUUUUUCCCCAAACGAGGCAUAAGGUUUUAAAAAAAAAAAAAAAAAAAAAAAAGUGUCAUUACAAUUCCAAUAGUGAUUUCUUUUAACUUCUCAAGCAUAUCUCAUCAACAGGAUAUACAGUACAGUUCAGAAGAGUAAACAUUUUAAAAGUAAGCAAACAACUUUUUUUUUUUCUUUUUUUUUUUUUUUUUUUUCAAC
Phasianus colchicus (ring-necked pheasant) is the source of this 6958-nucleotide messenger RNA. It is a transcript of the gene RBM44, whose product is annotated as RNA binding motif protein 44. The record is from RefSeq and is a predicted model, not a curated record. Gene Ontology annotation, biological process: receptor internalization; intracellular protein transport; cellular response to hormone stimulus. Gene Ontology annotation, molecular function: coreceptor activity; RNA binding. Gene Ontology annotation, cellular component: cell surface; signaling receptor complex; membrane. NCBI's taxonomy places the organism in Eukaryota, Metazoa, Chordata, Aves, Galliformes, Phasianidae.